AUGGCGGGAAAAGGAUGGAGGUCAAAGAAAAUUCUGACUCUUUUACCUCCUUUAGAGUCAGAUGAUUCAGAUUUGGAGUCUGACGAUGACGCAGAAAGGAUAAUAGGAGCGCGUGAGUUUUUCUCUCAUAACUAUAGUGGAUCCUCACCAGUGUCUUCACCGCCAAGAUCAGUUUCUGCUGGUCUUUAUGAUCUACUGCAAGAUUUGAGCGACUCUGAUGACCUUGAUCCAGAACCACUUGCACCAGGAGUAAGGACGCGACAGCCACUAACGUCAGAAUCGUCGCCAAUCGUUGCUACUACCCGCCGUUCUCAUCUACCACCCUGCUACGUGCCGGAAUCGUUAUACUCGACUCCUAUUGGAACGCCACUGGCACCAGGAGUAACGACGCGUAGUAACAGACAAACAGCAAAUGUUGAAUCGUCACCAGUGCCAAUUCGUCCACCUGUUUCUAGAAAGCGUAAAAUGAGUCAACUAGAGUUUUCAUUCAAGAAAACGAAAUAUACUGGUGCCGUCGAUGUGGAUUCAGGCACUAGCUUUCUUGAGCAGCAUGAAGUGAUACGUCCGGUGGCAUAUUUAAAAAAAUUGUUUACCGACGAUUUACUAACUUUCAUUGUGGAAAUGACUAACCUGUAUUCCGUACAGAAUACCGGUAAAUCUAUAUGCGUGUCAAAAAAGGAAGUAGAGACGCUACUUGGUAUUGAGAUUAUCAUGGGUAUCGUGAAAAUGCCAUCUAUCGAUGACUACUGGAGCAAUGAACUUAGAUUUAAGCCCAUUGCAACUGCUAUGUCCCUAAAACGAUACAAAUGUAUCAAGCGCUAUCUUCAUUUUUGCGAUAACACAAAUGUCAACCACAGUGAUAGCUACCACAAAGUGUCUCCUGUGAUAGAGCAUGUACGUAAGCAAUGUCUCAAAAUAGAGGAGGAAAGAGCAUUUGCUAUAGAUGAGAUGAUCAUACCCUAUAAAGGUAAAAAAGCAGGUCACAGGAAACAGUAUAAUCCCAAAAAACCACACAAAUGGGGAUUUAAAUUUCUGGUUCGAGCUGGGUCCUCGGGGAUGGUCUACGAUUUUUUCCCUUACGAUGGUUCAAACACAUUUCAGGAUACACAGUUCACAGAAUGGGAAGAAAAUUACCUUGGUGUUGGAGGUAAGACAGUCAUUAGAUUGUGCAAGACAAUAUCUAAUCCCACUCUGUGUACAGUAUACUUUGACAAUUGGUUUACGUCACUGGAAUUACUUUACCACUUGCGGAAUGAAUGGGGUGUAUUAUCCUUGGGCACAAUAAGAAAAGACCGAUUGCGUAACUGUUGUUUAAGUAGUGACAAGGUAAUGAAGAAGAAGGGACGAGGAACUUACGAAGUAAUGUGUGACAAUGACAAGAAAAUAGCAGUAACUAAAUUGGUAGACAAUCAAUUAAUUCAUAUUGCCAGCUCAUUCUGUGCAGAAGAUCCGGUUACUACAAUAGAAAGAUACGAUAAAAGAGAGAAGAAAAGAAUUUCUGUGCCUUGUCCAAAAGUCAUCAAAGUCUACAAUGCUCAUAUGGGUGGAGUGGAUAUUGCGGACAUGUUGACUGCAUUAUACCGCAUUCACAUGAAGACUAGGCGUUGGCACGGCAAGACCAUUGUUGUAUGCUCUAAAUGCAACCAAAGACUCUGCUGUACAUCAAAGAAAAAUUGUUUUCGUAUAUUCCACAAGAAGUAA
Messenger RNA from Parnassius mnemosyne (clouded apollo), 1701 nucleotides. The record is from the annotation of a GenBank genome assembly. Lineage: Eukaryota; Metazoa; Arthropoda; Insecta; Lepidoptera; Papilionidae.